Solea senegalensis (Senegalese sole) is the source of this 2641-nucleotide messenger RNA. RefSeq names its product cornichon family AMPA receptor auxiliary protein 3 (gene cnih3). Lineage: Eukaryota; Metazoa; Chordata; Actinopteri; Pleuronectiformes; Soleidae. The record is from RefSeq and is a predicted model, not a curated record. Gene Ontology annotation, cellular component: synapse; dendrite. Gene Ontology annotation, biological process: vesicle-mediated transport; regulation of AMPA receptor activity.
CUCCAGUCAGAGUCAGAAACAGUAGCACUGUCUGUCUGACUGACUGCUCCUGCCGCCGCUGAAUGGAUCACCUUUCCCCGGUGCUUUUGCGCGUCACCCUCCUCCUCUCACCGGCUCCGUGCCGCCUCACAUCCUGCGGUUCACAUGAGCAUCUCUCUGACGCCGCGGCCGCUGAGCGCUGAUCACGCCAAGUGCGCUGAUUUGAGAGCAGCUCUGACUUCAGUCACAUCGGCGCUGCUGGUGGGAGGACGCGCGGCUGCUGCUGCUCCUCAUCAUCAUCAUCACCACCACCACCAUCAUCACCAACACCACCACCACCAUCAUCUGAGGAGGUUUUCUGCAACAAUUUGUUGCGAAGGGCGAAGUCAUGGUGCCGGUACCGCCUCGGCUCUCCAUGGCACCGUGAGAACUUUCCUUCUCUUGGCUUCUCUUUCCCACCUUGACUCUUUUUUGUAGAUGUUUGUCAGUGGGAUUGUGCUCCUCUGGGAAAUUUCAUCGUUUCCGUUUUCAAUUAUGUUCACUUUUGCUGCCUUCUGCUACAUGCUGUCUCUGGUCCUCUGUGUGUCCCUGAUCUUCUUCGCAAUAUGGCACAUAACGGCUUUUGAUGAGCUCCAGGCUGACUUCAAGGUGCCGAUUGAUCAGGGGAAUCCACUCCACGCGAGGGAGAGACUGCGGAACAUUGAGAGGAUCUGCAACCUGCUGAGGAAGUUGGUGCUACCAGAGUAUUCCAUCCAUGUGCUCUUCUGCAUCAUGUUCCUCUGUGCUCAGGAGUGGCUGACUGUGGGUCUCAACAUCCCACUCCUCUUCUACAACACAUGGAGGUACUUUCAUUCCCCAACGGACACCAAGGAGCUGCUUUACGACCCGGCGUCUGUGAUGAACGGCGACACGCUCAAGUUCUGCCUGAAGGAGGCCUGGUGCAAGCUGUCCUUCUUCGUCCUCUCCUUCUUCUACUAUCUCUACUGUAUGAUCUACUCCUUGGUUACCUCAUAACAACUGAUUUUAUACAGCAGUGACAUAGCAAAGCCUCUGGAUACACAGACUGCCCCUUUGUGUCAUGCCAGAAUUAAAUAUGACAGGAAAUUUAAAUGUAAAGAAGAUAAGAGAGACACGGAGCACUGAACACAAUGUAUCGUGGCUGAAGCUUAUUCUCUGCUUCCUUCUCUCCCUCUCCCCCCCCAAAGAAGAAAGGACAUGUUUUAUGCUCUUCUGUAUAUAAAAACUGAAGGCUAAAUCUGCUGUUUACAGUUUGAUUGGUCAAGACCCAAGUUAAUCACUGCCUGGCCAAUGUUUGUAUCUCACACACACACACACACACACACACAUCCUCUGGAACGGUACCAUACUAACUGAGCAGCACCAGUGCCGGUAGCCCAGAGGAGAAAGAGCACAGUAGCGUUUGCACAGUUUGUCUCAGGCACAGCACAUGGUGAAGCACUGUCCAGCCCCGGCACCACUCGCCGACCCUCAGUCAUUCCUCGCUGACGCGUCUCGCCAACCGUAGCUUCCUCGGGCGAGUCAGAAAUCGAGGGGUGGAUGGGAGAGUGGACGGACGGGAAAGGGAGAGAAGCUCUGGAGGAAGCGUCAGAGCUACAGAGUUCUCUCUGAACUCAGCCCCCACCCCCCACCCCCACCCCCACAGACGACACCGAACAGUCCACGGCCUGUGAAUUUUUCUUUCUGACGUUAUGUGAAUGGCUUUUGUGACGUGUGCAUUCUUUUGGUGUGUUCUUUAAGAAAAAGGUGUUUCUAAUUGAUCUACAGCAAAGGUGUUCUAUACAGCAGAAGCCUUCUUUGUGUUGUCCUCAUGUUUGGUCUAUUGUGGGAAAACUUUUCUAAAACUCCAACUGACAAAAGGAAAAAACAAAAAAAACAACUAAACCCUGGCAAAGCUUUUAUAGUAAGACGAGUACAUAUUCUUUGCACAAAUGACGUCUAUGAUCUUGCACAAUAUUCGCAAUAUUUGGCUAUAUAUUACAAAUGAUUUAUGAUAGUCUAGCCACACAGGUGAAGGUCUUCCAACAUGUAAAGAACUACCCUGCCCAGUUUGAAGAUGGGGGGGAGGGGUGUGAACCUUUUCUAGCUCUAUUUACACCAUGGACCAAAAUGUUGUCUUUUCGGUAUUUGAAUUAUUAUUUAUUUCUAUAUCUAUUUGUGAGAUACUGAUGGCUUGCCUCCAUGCUUAAAGAAACCAUGAACAUGAAGGGAACCAUGUCUUUGUCCUUCUUGAUUUGCAUUGAAACAAAAAGUAGCCUCAGAUUCUAGGAAUACACAGCACAUCAAGGUGUUAAUAUUAUUUCCCAGACAUGGAGUUCACGUCCAUAUGCAGGUUCAAGUUCCGUUACAUAAUCCGUGACAGUAGCAAUGAAUUCAGUGUCGCGCUCGCAGACGCUUUAGCAGCAGUGGUUUGAAGCUCCGCCCUCCACAUGUAGCACCGUCUGUGAACCAACAAAGCCACUCCUCUCGAUCUUCACCAUCGUCCCUCACUUUGUACGCGGAGACUCAAGGAGCAGACAGCAACGCCCACUUCUUGUUGUUUUCUCUCCUCGCAUCAAGUCAUUUUCUAUCCUUACUGUGUAUGUGACCAACCAAGUUAAAUUUAGAUAUUGUUUAUGAAAUAAAAAGUAUUUUAAAAAUCAAA